Messenger RNA from Nematocida parisii ERTm1, 627 nucleotides. RefSeq lists its product as uncharacterized. Gene Ontology annotation, molecular function: double-stranded DNA binding. The transcript has a single exon. NCBI's taxonomy places the organism in Eukaryota, Fungi, Microsporidia. The record is from RefSeq and is a predicted model, not a curated record. Gene Ontology annotation, biological process: reciprocal meiotic recombination. Bases 1 to 627 code for a protein of 208 amino acids.
AUGAGCAGAGCCAAGCCGCUUUCAAUGGAAGAGAAAACCAAAAGGAUCCUUGACCUACUCCAAACAAAAGACACAGUAUUCAAUCUAAAAGAACUAGAAAAGUUAGGACAGAAAGAGAAAGGAGUCGUUCCACAGAGCAUGAAAGAGGUAAUUGACAUUCUUGUGUCAGAGAAUAAAGUGAAAGAGAAGAAAGUGGGAAUAACAAAAUAUUAUUGGAGUUUUCGGUCUGAUAUAAAGCUGUACAAAGAAGUAGAGACAAGGAAGUUAAUCAAGGAGAUGGAAGGGUUAAACAAAGCAAAGGAUCUUCUAAACGAAGAGAUAUCUGUUAUGAAACAAAACAGAUCCACUCUACCGGAUAGAGAAGCAAAGAUAUCACAACUGAAUGAGAUGAAGAAGGAUUUAGAAGAAUCAACUAAAAAAGUGGCAAUUCUUGAUGAGAACAAUCCUAUAAGGAUUACCAGGCUAAAGGAAGAACUAUCUGUAGCCAAACAAGAUUUAUCCGACUGGGGAGAUGCUUUUAAUAUUAUUCAGAACCACAUAAAAGACAAAUUUAACAUAACACAGCAAGAUUUUGUAAAAUCAUUUGGGAUAACAGCAUCUGAUAUGGAGAAGAUAGAAGAAAUAUAA